UGUCAUACCAGAUAUUACCCCAACUAUUGGACUAACAACACCGACUCGACAUGCAUUUACUAUGCUGGUGUUCCCAGUGUCAUUCAGGCUGCGAGGCAUUCCUAUAUUGAAGCUGCACUGUUGGAACUUUUUGCUGCAAUGAAAGUCUUUGGAUGGAUGUCUAGCAUGAACUGUGCUCGUGUGUACAACUAUGCACUUGCUCGACGGCAUGGCUACAUCUCGAACAAUAGAUGCGCUUUUGAUGCUACACUUCCACAAGCUUUUGAUGAGGAAUUUUCAUGGCAGUAUACCCUUCGAAUGCGCGACACUGACGUCCUGAAUGGUUUUUUUAUUUACUCACUGCUACUGGAGAAGGCAGAGAAUAACAGUUGCCUUGUUCUCCCCCACGAUGAGCAACAAUGGAUCCAAAUUGAUGUUGCGCUGAGUGAGCGCAACAAAGAAAUGGAAGGUAUUGGGCAGGAAGCAUACCCGCAUGCCUGUGACUUAUGCUUCAUUGUUAUUGGUGACGACGACUCAAAAUGUAAGUCAAUUGUUUGUCAGAUGUGCGGCGUCAUGCUCAGAUUGAUUACAUGCCAUGGUGAAAAUUCAAGCAGCUGUUUGUGA
Suillus plorans is the source of this 603-nucleotide messenger RNA. RefSeq lists its product as uncharacterized. The record is from RefSeq and is a predicted model, not a curated record. The annotation marks the transcript as partial. The transcript is spliced from 2 exons. NCBI's taxonomy places the organism in Eukaryota, Fungi, Basidiomycota, Agaricomycetes, Boletales, Suillaceae.